CGUCACCUGGCUGGCAGGCUGGAGGAGGAGGAGGCGAAGGAGGAGGAGGAGGCUCGUGCGGUUUGAUCGUUGGCCAGGACGAGUUUGUUGCGUUUGGAGCUGCAGCCUCUCAGACACACCGUGUGACAGGCAGGCAGGCCGGGACAUUCCGGACUGAAAGGACGGACGGACGGCCUGGCACCUCGCUGCCGCCGUGGUCACGCGGAACCUGCGGAGCGAGAGGAGGGGACAUCAGAGAAGAAGAAGAAGAAGAAGGACGUAACGUAACGGACGGUGGUCGUUAACGAAAACUUCAGAUGGAGCAUUCGUCCAGUAACAACCGGUUUCGGUCCGCGAUGUUCAACCACGAGGAAGAGAACAUCACCCAACUCCCUGUUGUGUGUCGCCUCCUCAUCUGUGCUUCCUAACUUCAGUUUUCAGAGUGGAAUAUAACCUCAUUGUUCAUGGAGGACAGUGAACAUGACCCUCAGUCUUCCUCAGAUGAGCACGACUCCCCUAAUCAGGCUAGGCACCCUGAUGGACAGUUUUUCCAGCAUUCAAGCCAUUCAGAUGAUUCAGAAGUGGAGAACAUAAUGCAGGAGCCUCAGCAGCAGCAUGAGGAUCAUGGAGGUCAUGAGGCUGAUAGGGAGAAUGAGGGCCAGGACCGCCCACACACCCCGUCGUACCUGCGGCCCCCGGUUGCGGGUCGGGCCCAGUCAGACUCAGGUUCAGAGCCCAGCUUGACCCAGAGCAAAUGUGUGGCGUUUGACUUGCCGUCACCACUCAGUCCCUCCAGACCCAAGAGCCCCUGGUCUCUGUUUGACCCGUACAACAAUAAUGAGGACCAGGAUAAAGAGUAUGUGGGCUUUGCAACUCUGCCGAACCAGGUGCACCGCAAAUCUGUCAAGAAAGGCUUCGAUUUCACACUGAUGGUGGCAGGUGAGUCGGGCCUGGGAAAAUCUACUCUGGUUAACAGCCUGUUUCUGACCGAUCUAUACAAAGACAGGAAGCUGCUCAAUGCUGAAGGUGAGGAGAGCACAGACUCUACUGUAUUUGUUUUGGCACAUUUAGGGCUUGAAACUAAAGUUUCCUUCUUUCUUCUUGCAGAGCGAAUUACACAAACUGUGGAAAUCACCAAACACACAGUGGACAUAGAGGAGAAAGGAGUCAAACUGAAGCUCACGAUCGUGGACACCCCUGGGUUUGGUGACGCUGUAAACAACACUGAAUGUUGGAAGUCAGUGGCUGACUACAUCGACCAGCAGUUUGAGCAAUACUUCAGGGACGAGAGUGGACUCAACCGCAAGAACAUCCAGGACAACCGCGUUCACUGCUGCCUCUAUUUUAUUUCCCCCUUUGGCCAUGGCCUUCGACCUCUUGAUGUGGAGUUCAUGAAAGCUCUGCACGAGAAGGUCAACAUCGUCCCGGUGUUGGCUAAAGCUGACACGCUCACUCCGACUGAGGUCAAGAAGAAGAAAAUCAAGAUCAGAGAGGAGAUUGAGCAGUACGGAAUCAAAAUAUAUCAAUUCCCCGACUGCGACUCUGAUGAAGAUGAGGAGUUCAAGCAACAAGACCUUGAGUUGAAGGAAAGCAUUCCUUUUGCCGUCAUCGGUAGCAACACCGUGGUGGAGGCCAAAGGGAAAAGAGUGCGAGGCCGUCUCUACCCAUGGGGCAUCGUUGAAGUGGAGAAUUCGGCCCACUGUGACUUUGUGAAGCUCAGGAACAUGCUUGUUCGCACACACAUGCAAGACCUUAAAGAUGUGACCCGAGAGACUCACUACGAGAACUACAGAGCCCAGUGCAUCCAGAGCAUGACCCGCAUGGUCGUUAAGGAGCGCAACCGCAAUAAGCUAACCAGAGAGAGUGGCACCGACUUCCCCAUCCCCAUGGUGCCUGCGGUGACGGAGAGCGAAACAGAAAAGCUCAUCCGAGAGAAAGACGAGGAGCUGCGGCGGGUGAAGGAGAUGCUGCAGAGGUACCAGGACCAUUUGAUCACUCAGAAGGACGGCCACUAAGAACACUAUGCAUCCAAAACAAAACAAGAGGAGCACCCUGGAGUCUCUCUUCCACUUCCAAUUCAAACACAGCGCUGUGUGUCAUCCACAAAUGGACGUGAAAGAAGAUGAGCUAAUAUUGUGACCUUUGCAUCCGCUUUAUUUUCUCCAGAACUUUUUACAUUUGUGCCCUAAACCCCCCUUUGUCUGAUUGAUGAACAAAUCUGCCACAUAUCAACAUUUUUAUAUAACAUGAUCACACGCCUGUUUGGUUGUUGGUGCGUUUACAUCAACACAUCUGUUUAUUUCUUACUAGACCGAUUUGUAAAUAUGGUAUUUAAAUUUCUUUAUCACAUUCAUAAACUGACUAUUAUUUUUAUACUCCAAGUUGGAUUGAUGCAGAUGUACACUUCAUUUCUUUCUUUAAGAGCUGAAUCGACUUCCUCCUCGUGUACAUUUAAAUGUGUCUGCAUCCUUUGAAUAUCUGACAGCAUCAGGAUGCUUUUGGCUGAUGUGGUUGAUGGUUGGAGUUCACUCUGACCAGUAAUGCUUCCUCCUCGCAAUGUCUAUGUGCUUAAGGACAAACCUUUUAAAAUACACAAGUCGAUUUCUUUCAGGGCCAGAAUUUAGAAGAUAUGCAAGAUUCGCAAAGCAUGGGCUUCCAGAAGAGAGUAUUUAUUUUUACAAAACACUGAAAGUAAAAGUCAGAAUUUAAAGACCAGUUUUAUGUCUAUUUGUUCAUUUCUGGGGUUCAUUUUAUGUUUCAAAGAAACUUUAUCUGUUUUGGGUUUUUAUUUCUUUCUUCCAACAUGUUGUCCAAAAUGAUUUAUUGUCUGUAAAGAAGAAUUCCAGUCUCAUUUCCUGACCUAAAGUCUAUGUUUUCUUGACAGUUACUUUUAUUGUAAAACUGCUCUGACUUGUGUUGCUUCUGUUAAACAACAUUCCUGAGCUUUUAUUUGUGAGUCGGGCAAUACUUCUGUUUAUCAGUUAGUUUUACUUUAUUUUUGGUAUUCUGCAUUUUUGAAAAUAUUUAUGUAACAAAGUUUAAAGGAAAUGGUGUUAAGCAGGACAGCAUGUAAAGAUUCUAACGUUAUAAUAAAACGGGAAUACAAUUCUUUUCUCA
Messenger RNA from Oryzias melastigma (Indian medaka), 3096 nucleotides. It is a transcript of the gene septin4b, whose product is annotated as septin 4b. The transcript is spliced from 13 exons. Gene Ontology annotation, biological process: regulation of exocytosis; cytoskeleton-dependent cytokinesis. Gene Ontology annotation, molecular function: GTP binding; GTPase activity; molecular adaptor activity. Lineage: Eukaryota; Metazoa; Chordata; Actinopteri; Beloniformes; Adrianichthyidae. The coding region runs from base 444 to 1994 and encodes 516 amino acids. Gene Ontology annotation, cellular component: septin ring; septin complex; microtubule cytoskeleton. The record is from RefSeq and is a predicted model, not a curated record.